Messenger RNA from Conger conger (European conger), 1381 nucleotides. RefSeq names its product malate dehydrogenase 1Ab, NAD (soluble) (gene mdh1ab). Gene Ontology annotation, biological process: tricarboxylic acid cycle; malate metabolic process; oxaloacetate metabolic process. Gene Ontology annotation, molecular function: L-malate dehydrogenase (NAD+) activity. Bases 153 to 1154 code for a protein of 333 amino acids. NCBI's taxonomy places the organism in Eukaryota, Metazoa, Chordata, Actinopteri, Anguilliformes, Congridae. The record is from RefSeq and is a predicted model, not a curated record. The transcript has 9 exons. Gene Ontology annotation, cellular component: mitochondrion; cytosol.
ACUCCCAGCAUGCCACUGAAAUGUAACGCACGCGCAGUCCUGUUGUCUUUAUAUCCAGUGAGCAGCGUAGUAGAAGUAGAGGUGACCCCCCCCCCCCCUACAUCAUUGAGAGUGGCAGAGUAGCUUGCUGCAGAAGAUCUGUAACUGCAAACAUGAGUGACCCCAUUAGAGUUUUGGUGACCGGCGCUGCUGGACAGAUUGCAUAUUCCCUUCUGUAUGGCAUCGCGAAGGGUGAUGUCUUCGGCAAGGAUCAGCCAAUCAUCCUUAUCCUGCUGGACAUCUCGCCCAUGAUGACUGUCCUCAAUGGGGUUGUCAUGGAGCUUCAGGACUGUGCCCUCCCACUUCUGAUAGAGGUGAUCGCAACAGACAAGGAGGAGGUGGCCUUCGCGGACCUGGACGUUGCCAUCCUGGUGGGCUCCAUGCCCAGGAGGGAGGGCAUGGAGAGGAAGGACCUGCUGAAAGCCAACGUGUCCAUCUUCAAGUCCCAGGGGGCUGCCCUGGAGAAGUUCGCCAAGAAGACCGUCAAGGUCCUGGUCGUCGGAAACCCUGCAAACACCAACUGCUUAAUCGCGGCCAAGUCUGCCCCCUCCAUCCCCAAGGAAAACUUCUCCUGCCUGACCCGGCUGGACCACAACAGGGCACGCUCCCAGGUGGCCAUGCGUGUCGGUGUGCCUGCCAACGAUGUGAAGAACGUCAUCAUCUGGGGAAACCACUCCUCCACCCAGUACCCCGACAUCCACCACGCCAAGGUCAACAUCCAAGGGAAGGAGGUGGCUGCCUUCGAGGCUGUGAAGGAUGACAGCUGGAUCAAGGGGGAUUUCAUAUUGACUGUGCAGCAGCGCGGAGCUGCGGUCAUCAAGGCCAGGAAGCUCUCCAGCGCCAUGUCUGCUGCCAAGGCCAUCUGCGACCACAUGAGGGACAUCUGGCACGGCACCGCCGAGGGUGAGUCUGUCUCCAUGGGGGUCUACUCCUCCGGGAACAGCUACGGUGUGCCUGAUGACCUCAUCUACUCAUUCCCUGUUACAAUCCAGAAUAAGUCCUGGAAGAUGGUGGAGGGGCUGGAGAUCAACGACUUCUCCCGCGGGAAGCUGGACGCCACCGCGGCAGAGCUGGUGGAGGAGAGGAACACUGCCGUCUCCUUCCUGGGGGAGUGACUAGCGCAGCAGCACUUAGCCACCUCGAAGCCUCCUGACCCUCGUCUGUAACACACUCCUGUGCGCAUACGUUGUGUGUCACACCCUCAAGCUGUUACACGAAACGUAGAAAUUUUAAACCUAGUUUACCAGGCCUUUGUCAGAAGGUGUCAACAAUGCACUAGCUGUCCGAUCAUUGUAAUGGCUGCUUUUUGAGUGUAACAAUAAAACCACAAGAUUGAGAACUA